Spodoptera exigua (beet armyworm) is the source of this 585-nucleotide messenger RNA. NCBI's taxonomy places the organism in Eukaryota, Metazoa, Arthropoda, Insecta, Lepidoptera, Noctuidae. The record is from the annotation of a GenBank genome assembly.
GAAUUUUAAAAGGACAGGACGUUUCGGUUGCCAUCAGAGACGAAAAAAUAUAAAAAAGAAAAUAAUCUUGAAUAUUGUAGACGGAAAACUUAUUUAAAAUAAUUCAAAAUGAGUAACCUUUUUGGGAAGCUUAUAGCGCAGCUAAAAAGCAAAGAGUUCAGGCAAUAUUUGAUGAGCACUCAUUUUUGGGGUCCUGUAGCCAACUGGGGAAUACCUUUAGCCGCAAUUGCAGAUAUACAGAAAGACCCUAGCAUUAUCAGUGGAAAAAUGACAUUAGCCUUAUCCAUAUACUCAUUGAUGUUCAUGAGAUUCGCGUGGCGUGUGCAGCCGCGUAAUUUGUUGCUGUUUGCCUGUCACAUCACCAAUGAAGCCGCACAGCUGACACAGCUCGCACGGUUCGUCAACUACCACUACAUAGCGAAAGUACCUGAACAGAAGAACAAAAAUGCCAAAUAAAUUGUGCAAUGAUACAGAAUGGAACACACCCGAUAGUAAGUGCCUUAAAUGUUGCAGGCAAAUUCUCUUAUAGGAUUUGUUCUUCGAAUGAGCGUUUUUGAAUCUCGACCGACUUCAGAAUAUAGUUUU